Molecule: messenger RNA, 3604 nt
Organism: Gigantopelta aegis
Lineage: Eukaryota; Metazoa; Mollusca; Gastropoda; Neomphalida; Peltospiridae
Exons: 2
Coding region: 439-2484 (681 amino acids)
Source: RefSeq, a predicted model, not a curated record
ACCAGGAAGAUGGUAUGGUGAAUAAAACACCCGGGUAUUUCUACAUCGCUACUAGGAAGCGAUUUGACACAGUAUGAAAGAAAACUCGGGACGGAUUUGGUUAGUGUAUAGAACUACAUAGUGAAAGAGUAUCUGUCAACUCUGUGAUGUAAGCUGUAUUAGAUUGUGUCUGUUUACUCAGUGGCGGUCGUGUCGGGCGUCCAUAAUGAUUUCACUGCGUUGGACUGUGCUGUUAUCACGUAUAGUUUAAUAGAUCAUUGACAAUGUAUCUCACAUAAUUCAGUGCAAUCAUAGUGCAUUUCGCAUUGCUUUACUAAUCCUGGUUCGUGACACAGGUGCACAUACUGACUUCAUCCAGUGUGGACAACCAUCAGUAAUUUGAUAUACAGAGGUGCACAAUCUGUCACAGUCAGUGUCGUGGCGUCUAUCACAUCCGUAAUGGCGGACACCAGGAAAAUCUCCACACUGGAUCUAACCGUCCCUGUCACUAAACCACACAUCCAGUGGGAAUCACAGUCGUACGGAAUUGAGGAUAUUCUGAAAACACACGCUCUUCCUGUGCUGGUUCAAUGUAACACCUCGAACUGCAGCCUGAACUUGAACAAGUUCAACUUUGACCUCACGCAACCUCUGCUGCUGUACGGACACCGUCAGCACGACGUCAGAGCGGUGGCGCGCAGCGUCGUAUACGACAAAACAUCGAAUUCUUUCCAUGAGAUUGGAGAUACAAUUAUAAUACCUGAACAGUAUAAAGGCUGGUUUGCGAUUCUUCGUAAUUCGGAGGACAAACCUGUUCCUCAUUUCCGUUUUGUGGAGCAACUUGCACUUUCCAACUGUAAAACGUUUCUCAUUGGUGGGUCGGAGAAUGUAGAAGCAAAAGAAAUUAAACAUGGAAAGGAAGUAUCCUAUGUGCCCCGGAUGUUGUUCCCAGGCGAUGUGCUCACGAAGCGACGGCUGGUGAAAACAAUGACGAAAGUGAAAACGAAAGGGUUGAUUCCAAAGACUAAAGAGAAAGACGAGAGGUUCGUCAUGUGUACAGACGACCAGGAUCGGGAGUUCCUCCUUCCCAUGGAGCAACAAGGAGUCUUCUACAUGAUCUCAGGGCCGUCGUCCAGGGUAACGAUGCAGAUCCUACAUAUGUCUGACAUUAUCAAGAAGAUUCCGUUCCCGUGUCUUGUAAAGUUGGUGUACGGUAAAGUACCCAGCACGCCCUGCUCGUUCACCGGCGUAUUAAGUCUGAAGGAGGAACUCUCCCAGCCUGUUGUGAUCGCUGCCACGGUCUUCAACCUGGUGAACACGCUCACCGAGCUACCUGUGGAUGUUCCGCUCACCUUCACAGUCGCGAAGAACUCUGACGAACUCCUGUGGAAUCAAGCGUACGCGUCUGCGCUCAAGUUCUGCAAGUCGACAGCAGAAACAUUCGCCAGGUCUAUGAAGACAUCACAGCUGUUUCAUCAUGGUCAGACGUCUAGGUCUGGAUCCAUCAAACAACAACAUAUAACACCAGCAGAUGAAUGCCCAGCACUUCCACCAAGACGUUAUAGUCCUGCUUCUAUUAAUGCAUCUGCUGACAAUAAUCACGUAUCAAGACAUGAUGACCGUGACUUGUAUGAAGUGGUUUGGACUCAAAACCUACAUUCUCCUUCCACUGACUGUGCAAAUAAAAAAGCUAUGAUGAGCAUGAGCGUACCGCUGGACCAACCUGCCAUGGCACUGCAAUCACCACAGACUUCAUCAGUCUCUGCGUCAGACACUACGUCACAGUCUACGCCACUAUCUGCGCCACGGGCUACGUCACAGGCUACGUCACAACCUUCAUCACUGUCUGCGUCACAAGGUACGACACAGGCUACGCCCAAUGUGAAAGAGAACCUCCCCACCACCAGAGGAAGCAGCUCCAACUACGAAUCACUAAUUGCUAUAACACAUCGUAGAUCAACCGAUUAUGAGAGGCUCAUACCAAAUAUGUCACCCGAGAAAACGUUUACUUUUUAUGAAGGUUAUGACUUCGAGCCAGAUUCGGAUACGUCAUUUUCUUCUAACAGAGAACCGUCAACGUGGAUGAAUGAAGGUAACGACAAGAACAUAUCUUCAUUAACGAGAUUGUCUGUGAGUGAGUUACGCAGCGAGAAAGACUUUCUUUGUGAUGAUCUUUCUGAAUCUGUAGAUGAUCUUCCAUUAGGAGCAGAUUCGUCGACAUUCUGGCCCAGGCCGCGGUCUGUAGCGGCGGACUCGGGAGUGGAGAGUGACCGGGGGUUUCUGGAGAAGGUGGGUCUGAGCCGACUGUCCGUUCGGGAGGUGUGCGACCAGCUACAGCAGAUCGGAAUCAAGGAGAAAACCGUCGUCAGCAUGCAGAAGGAAUGUGUCGAUGGUCGGCUGCUGCAGACGCUUGACGAGGCUGAACUCAAAGAGUCAUUCCCGGAACUGACCAACAUCGAGAGGAAGAAGAUAGCUAUGUUCGUACGUGGGUGGAGACCACAGUGAUUUACUAGUAAUUAAAUCUGUAAACCACGAUUCAAGGGUCACACACAAACACACACACACACACACACACACACACACACACACACACGUAGGCACAUACGUACAGACACAUAUUGCAGGGAAUGAACAUGCUGACAGGCUGGCAAAGUAGGGAAGCACAAUGUAACAGCCAAAUCAUCCAAUCUUCUUCAGAGAAACAAAAUCCAUAAUUAAGAGAAAGUUCCGAUGCACCCACGUUACAACCAAGAAUCCAAUCCAUUAUCUGGAAAGAUACCAAGAGACAACCAUUUUUAGAACCGGCCACUGCCAUCUCAGAUCCCAUAUGUACCGCCUGAAACUGGCAGACACUGCCCCCUCUACAAUGAAGACAGGAUAAAGCACUGGCCGAACGGAGCAACACUGGCUGUCAAGCUUUGGGGUUCCAAAGAAGACUUGGCAGAGACAGCGUUUUUUAUCUUCACAACUGGACUCCAAAUCUAAAGCAUGAUCAACUAUAGCUUGAACACAGAAGAAGAAGAAGAAGUACAGACACAUAGACGUACAGAGAUGUUCACAAUACAAGACAUUUCUUUCCAUCUGGCUAAUUGAUAGAAGCUUCUUUUUUCAACAUAUCAGACAAGUUAGUCAUUGAUAAUAGUGCGUGUGCUUAGUAUUAAAAAGUUCACUAAAGGAAAAUGGACCGAUUUUCGAAGACUUGUUCAAGGUAUUUUGUUCAUACAACUGUUUCAUAGCAUUAUUCUUAACAUUUUACAAGAUGUUAUGUUUGUUAAUGUUGUUUGUGUCGUGAACGAUUGUAAUCGUGUUAUUGUAUUAAGAUACAUUUAACUACCCCAACAGAUAUGUUCUAUUAAAGGUGCAAUAUAUACACGUAUUUCCCCAUUGUUUGUAAUAUACUAAUGGAAAAAGAUACUAAAGGGCCACACAAAUAGUACCAGCUGCUAGUGACUGCCACCACAACCGUCAUAUUUACACGUCGAGUCGGGACGUUAACUAUGUUUCUGACAUUCAGUCCUAGAUUACUGACAUUCAAUCCCACAGUAGACAUUCAACCUCACAUCACAUCUUGGUAUGUUAUACACAUAUUACUUCGCUGGUCGUGAAUUAAAACCGGUCUCCAAAA